GUGCCGAGGGUUUGCACUUCAGUGCCUUUCAUUAGGUAUGAGUUGAUAAUGUUGACUAAAACUCUUGUGAUUCUACCAGAAUUUGGAGCGUAUUCUCCGAGACCAGGUGACAGAGAAUGCUCAUCUCCAGUCACGUGUGCAGGCUAAAGACACGGAGCUAGCUACAGCGCAGCAGCAAUUGAGACGUAAUGAAGAACAUUUGCAAGCAACUGAGAGGGAGAUGCAGACACUCCGACAAGAGCUCACAGACAGGGACAGGGAGAUUGCUCGGAAGGAUGAGGAAAGUGAGAGGGAGAAGCAAGCGCUCAGACAAGAGCUGACAAGAAAAGAGACGGAGCUGACGGGAAAGGAGGCAGAGGUGACGAGGGCAGAGGAGACUAUCAGGAGAGAGCAGCAGCAGAUUCAGGAGAUGAGACAGAGAGAGACUGAGUUAGUGCAGGCCAAGGACAGGGAGAUGGCUCUGCUUCAGCAGCAACUGGGGGAAAAGCACUCUUACACAUGUCAGGUCAGUGGACCUGGUCUAACAUCAGCCACAGUCAACCAACCAACACACGUCCUAGUCCAACUAACUGACUCUAGUGGUAGACCAUACUCACUUCCACUGAAUGUCACCGCACAACUUGAGCUCGUUUCAAAAGCCACACCCACAAAUCAACCUGAAGCCACACCCACUAGUCAAGGGCCUUGGUCAAGAAACAGCCAGAAAUAAACGGUAUCGGUUGCCAUGACGUCUCCCUCCCAAUACGAGGUGUCGUACACACCAGUCAGUCGAGGCCAACACAAACUCCAUGUUCAAGUCAACGACAGAGAAAUCAAUGGCAGCCCCUUCACUGUGACCGUGUACCCUGACCCCAGACAACUAGGCCACCCAGUGAGGACUGUGACUGGAUUGAACCGUCCAUAUGGCAUUGCCUUCAACAGUCAUCAGGAGAUGAUUGUCAGUGAAUGUGGGGUCAUAGAGUGUCUAUCUUUGACAUCAGAGGACAGAAAAUCCGAACAUUUGGAUCACAUGGUGACAGUCCAGAUCAGAUGGAAUACCCUGCAGGCAUAGCAACUGAUGAUACUGACAAUAUUUAUGUGAGCAGUGAGCACAAGCUGCAGAAGUUCACUAGCAGUGGGUGAACUGAUCAAAUGUAUUGGUCGGAGGGGCAGUAAGGAGGGGGAGUUUAAUGAUCCACGUGGAGUGACACUGUAUGACAAUCAAGUGUAUGUGUGUGAUCGCAAUAACCAUCGCAUUCAGGUGUUUGACCUCGACUUGAACUUUGUCCGAUCCAUUGGCUCACGUGGCAAAGGAAGAGGUGAAUUCAAUGCACCACAUGAUGUCAAAUUUGACACUGCCGGGAACAUGUAUGUAGCUGAGUGUGGGUAAUGGGAGAGUGCAAGUAAUGGACACCAGUGGCCAAUUCAUACGAGUAUUUGGUCAGGAAGGAGAGGGAAAACUGCGUCGGCCAUCAGGUCUUCAUAUUGUUGACAAGUAUGUGUAUGUGUCUGAUUUCAGUGGUGAUUGUAUUGUAGUGUAUGAGACCUCAGGUCAGUUUGUCACCUCAUUUGGAAGGCGUGGUCAGAAAGAGGGAGAGUUUCGUGGUCCAUUCUGUAUCACCUCUUGUGUUGAUGGUUUUAUACAUGUAUGUGACUGUUGUAACAACAGAGUUCAGAUAUUCUAGAACACCCAAUGCUACUGCCAUCCAUACAUUUAUCAUAACAGUCGAUCUCUAGACCACACCCCCUUUUCCUACCACUUGUUGCUCUCCUUAACACGUCUUCAGACACAUUAUAUAACCACAAUGCCUUAUUAUCCCAUGUUUCAUGUAAUUGUAUCCACUAUCGUCUAUUGUAGCAUAAUAAGGCGUCUAAAAAUUGUGUGCUUCAGUGUUUAAUAUUGUACUUCAUGUUUGUAACAAUGUGUUAAUGGUGCAGUUCUCUGUAAACUAUUGUGAUGAUGUGACAGUUGAAUCACAUAAUAAUAUUCAUCAUUUCGUUAAUUAGCAUGUUUUGUAGUCCGUCUCUUGUUCUCAUUUGUAAUAACUCAUGUAUUAUACUAUUCGUGUUAAUUAGUCUUGUAGUCAGCACUCAUGUAAUACUGUGUCUUUCAUUAAAAUAUUUCUCUCUUAUGCAACGAUCUUGAAAUAUUACAGUAAUCUGACAGUUUUUAGAAUUCACACGUAGUUUUAUUCAUUAUGUGCGGUUGAUAUGCAAAUGGUAUUAUUUAUGUAUAGGUUUGAUGAUGGCAAGUAUGCUCUAUGAGCGGGCAGCCCGAAUAGAGCAUACUUGCCAUCAUCAAACCUACUUGGUACAUGUC
Geodia barretti is the source of this 2299-nucleotide messenger RNA. The record is from the annotation of a GenBank genome assembly. Lineage: Eukaryota; Metazoa; Porifera; Demospongiae; Tetractinellida; Geodiidae.